Messenger RNA from Polistes dominula (European paper wasp), 1354 nucleotides. RefSeq lists its product as uncharacterized. The record is from RefSeq and is a predicted model, not a curated record. Lineage: Eukaryota; Metazoa; Arthropoda; Insecta; Hymenoptera; Vespidae.
GUUGCAAAGUACGGAACUUCAAACACGCUUUUAUAUUUCAUUCAACGUUUCAUAUUAAACGUUUUACUAUUUAUUAUAAUUAUUUCCGUUAUUCAUUAUUUAUAAUACGUUCGAAUCGUAUGAGAUUUCGAAUAGACAAUCGAGAUAUAUCGAUCUUGUCACAUUUGUUUUUAGUUUUAAAAGAAGAAAUAUUUUGAAACAAACUCUUUCACACUUUUUAUUUCUUUUUUUCUAAAUUGGAAAAGAGAGAUAGUGACGUAAGAAGGAAAAGCAUUCCUCUUGUGGGUUGAAAAAGAACAAGAAACCAACUUCGUCAAUUUAAUUUGGACGAGUGUCAUCACGUUUAUUCGUGAGAACAGAUAAGGACUACAAGUAUUUAAGAAAAGGAAUCUAGAAAUGAGAACACCUAUGGAACACCAACUGUCCUGGUUCGCCUUAUUAAUGACUGCAUUCUAUUCUCUUCUCGCAAGUUGUCGAGGUGAGGAGUGCGGACACGAAGAACUUACGAGGUGCGCCAGACCUCUCAAGAAGAUCAGCAACAACAACGAUCUUAGUUUCGUUACGAAGAAGGAGGAUCUUCAAGAGUUAUGCCCAGAUAUCCAGGCUGGCAUGAGGUGCAUCAAAACGUACACCGUCAAGUGCAUGGCGGACGAACAGAGGGAACACUUUAACUCUUUGUACAUGGGGACAAACCAAGCGAUUAUGGAACUUUGCCAAGAUGGUCCUUACCAAGACGAGUAUCUACGACACGCACCGUGCAUGCAAAAUGCCAAGAAAGACUACGAUCUCUGUUACAAGAGAUACGAGAGGACCACUCAAGAAAUCGAGAGAGAAAAUCGUACGUCAGGACCUAACCGUUCUCUUAAAUCGGUUUGUUGUGCCUUCAAGGAAUAUCUAGAGUGUUCGCAUCAUACGGUACGUCGACAGUGUGGUGAUGACACGGCGCGAUUCACAAAGGAAUUCCUCGACAGGAUGUCAAAUUCGCUUUUGAAGAUGCACUGUGCAUCGUUCAGCCAUGAAGAGUGUAUAGGAAUCUAUAGUGGAGCUGGUAGAACGUGGAGUAAUGUCGAGUUGAUCGUGCCACUGGUGUUUGUUUUUCUCGCGAGGUAUUUCACGUAAACGUUGCGAUGGGUUUCAGCCUUGGUGGCCGUCACCUACGAUGCGGAAAAAUGGGCAAUUUCCUUGUCUCUACUGCAAGGCCUUUUUUUUCUCGAUACGAAACAAAAAAGGGCUAUCAUUUCGAAAGAAACGAUAUCAGUUUAGGGGAAGCAAGAUGCUGGAAGGAAGAACAACAACAAUAUCAUUUGUUUUCUUCCCUUUUAUUCUUGUUUUUUUUGGAAAAUCAACAAGAGUA